AUGGCAUCCCUCUGCAGCUCGCGCGUCCUCCUCCACGUCCCGCCAGGCCAGCUUCAGGACGCCGCCCCGCUCGACCUCGCUGGCACUCGCGACAUGACGCUCCCGACCCCAAAGGUCCGCCUCGACGUGUUCGACAAGGUCGUCGUCGGCAGCAAGACGGACGACAACAAGCGCUACACGAUCGAGUGCAUCGACACGAACACGUACAAGUGCACCUGCAUGGCCUGGCUCAUGCUCAACACCAAGGUGGCCGUCGACGUGCGCACCUGCAAGCACAUCCGCGACCUCCUCGGCGACGAGCACGAGAACGCUCGCUGCGGCGCCGGCGCCGGCGUCGCCAAGCACCCGCCCAAGAAGAAGAAGUCGGCCGCUCCGCUCUCGCCCUCGGGCUCGCGCACCAUGUCGACGUCGGCCUCGGGCGCGCAGGAGCAGGACGACACGCCGGCGCCGAAGCGCACUUACGCCGCGCCGGGCGCCAAGAAGCGACCGGUCGCGGUCCGCGGUGCCGGCGGGAGCAAGGCGGCGAGCGGGGCCAAGGGCAAGGGCGCGGUCAAGGGCAAGGCCAAGCCCAAGGGCAAGGGCAAGGCCAAGGCGGCCGAGGUCGAGGAGGACGAGGACGCCGAGGACGAGGUCGUCGAGGCGCUCAAGAAGAAGAAGGUCAAGGCGCGCAAGGGCGGGAUCGAGCUCCUCCUCGCCAACAAGUUCGACCUCGACUCGAAGAAGAAGGACCCGACGGGCUGGUGGAUGAGCGAGAAGCUCGACGGCGUGCGCGCGUACUGGGACGGCGAGUCGACCCUGUGGUCGCGCGUCGGCAACCCGUUCUCGGCCCCCUCGUCCUUCACCUCGAACCUGCCGCAAGGCCACGAGCUCGAUGGCGAACUGUUCAUGGGCCGCAACCGCUUUGACGAGACGAGCGGGAUCGUGCGCAGCAUGAACUCGGAGCGCUGGGGCGAGCUGCGCUACAUGGUAUUCGACAUCCCGUCGCAAGCGUCCAAGCCGUUCGAGGACCGCCUCGCCCAGCUGCACGACCUCUUCCCGCGCGCCGACCCGGCCACGCCGACGGCCUCCUCGGCGGCGGCGCUCAACCCGGCAGGCGACGAGGGCGGCGGCAUCGUGCGCGUCGUCGAGCAGGACAUGUGCGACGGGUGGGACCACCUGCUCGAGAAGCUCGAGGAGGUCAAGGGGCUUGGGGGUGAGGGCUCCAUCUUUUCGACCGAGCUUUCGGGCGACGCUCAUUCGUCGAACCGCGCGCAGGCUCAUGCUCCGCCGCCCGGCUCCGAGUACGUCCACAAGCGCUCGUCGACGCUCCUCAAGGUCAAGACGUUCCACGACGCCGAGGCGCGUGUCGUCGCUCACGAGCCGGGCAAGGGAAAGUACGUCGGCAUGCUCGGCGCGCUCGAGUGCGUCAUGGAGGACGGCGAGACGACGUUCAGCGUUGGCUCGGGCUUGACGGACGAGAGGCGCCAGAACCCGCCGCCGGUCGGCGCCGUCGUCACGUACCGCUUUCAGGAGUUCACCAAGGCGGGCAUCCCGCGCUUCCCGACGUUCGUCGGCGAGCGCUUUGACGUUGACGGGCCCAAGGACGCGCAGCUCGCGCCCGAGGUCGAGUGA
Rhodotorula graminis WP1 is the source of this 1611-nucleotide messenger RNA. RefSeq lists its product as uncharacterized. Gene Ontology annotation, molecular function: zinc ion binding. The record is from RefSeq and is a predicted model, not a curated record. Lineage: Eukaryota; Fungi; Basidiomycota; Microbotryomycetes; Sporidiobolales; Sporidiobolaceae. The transcript is spliced from 10 exons. The coding region runs from base 1 to 1611 and encodes 536 amino acids.